Messenger RNA from Eptesicus fuscus (big brown bat), 1610 nucleotides. RefSeq names its product geranylgeranyl diphosphate synthase 1 (gene GGPS1). Bases 391 to 1290 code for a protein of 299 amino acids. Gene Ontology annotation, molecular function: prenyltransferase activity. The transcript has 5 exons. Gene Ontology annotation, biological process: isoprenoid biosynthetic process. The record is from RefSeq and is a predicted model, not a curated record. Lineage: Eukaryota; Metazoa; Chordata; Mammalia; Chiroptera; Vespertilionidae.
CGGGGGGGACCCGGAUGGGAAGGAGGGCGGGGUCUGGAGGAAAGAAAGAAGGAUGGUGAGGCCCCGGAUGCUUGAACCGGAUUGGGUCCGAAUGUUCUGCGUCCCGUCGCGGGCGAAAGGGAAAAACUGGAGGGGCCGGAUCGGGGCGGAAAGGGGCAUCGGAGCGGAGAGGAAGCGGAGCCUCGCGGGCCCGGCGACCCUGCAGGCGGAGCGGAUGCUGGAGGCUCCCGGCCCCGCCGCGGUGCAAAGUCGGCCUCGGAGUUGUUCAAACCCCCGCCCGCUCCUCGGGUCGUUCUCUGCAGACCCCUCAUCGGCCGGAAGGUUUCGAGCUGCGCUUACUUUUAUUUGCCUGUUUUGAACAAUUCAUACGAUCUUUGAAAUUCAACAACAAUGGAGAAGACUCACGAAAAAGUGCAAAGAAUUCUUCUAGAACCCUACAAGUACUUGCUUCAGUUACCAGGUAAGCAAGUGAGAACCAAACUUUCACAGGCAUUUAAUCAUUGGCUAAAAGUUCCAGACGACAAGCUUCAGAUUAUCAUUGAAGUGACGGAAAUGUUGCAUAAUGCCAGUUUGCUCAUCGAUGAUAUCGAAGACAACUCAAAACUCCGCCGUGGCUUUCCCGUGGCACACAGCAUCUAUGGGAUCCCGUCUGUCAUCAAUUCUGCCAAUUAUGUGUAUUUUCUUGGCCUGGAGAAAGUCUUAACUCUCGAUCACCCAGAUGCAGUUAAGCUUUUUACGCACCAGCUCUUGGAACUCCAUCAGGGACAAGGCCUGGAUAUUUAUUGGAGGGAUAGCUACACUUGUCCCACUGAAGAAGAAUACAAAGCGAUGGUGCAGCAGAAGACCGGUGGACUGUUUGGAUUAGCAGUGGGUCUCAUGCAGUUGUUCUCUGAUUACAAAGAAGAUUUAAAGUCACUACUUGAUACACUGGGGCUCUUUUUCCAAAUUAGAGAUGAUUAUGCUAAUCUACACUCCAAAGAAUAUAGUGAGAACAAAAGCUUCUGUGAAGAUCUCACAGAGGGCAAGUUCUCGUUCCCGACUAUUCAUGCUAUCUGGUUGAAGCCCGAAAGCACCCAGGUGCAGAACAUCUUGCGCCAGAGAACCGAAAACAUAGACAUUAAAAAGUACUGUGUACAUUAUCUUGAGAGUGUCGGUUCUUUUGAAUAUACUCGGAAUACUCUUAGAGAGCUUGAAUCGAAAGCCUACAAACAAAUUGAUGCACUCGGUGGCAACCCUGAACUGGUAGCUCUAAUAACGCAGCUAAGUAAAAUGUUCAAAGAAGAGAAUUAGUAAUAUUAAGCCAUUCUUGAUUAGGCCUGACAGCUUAUUUUAGUUGAUUAUUUUUUUGUCUUUUAGCCUAUUUUUUUAUAAAUUUGGAGCAAGCUGUUUGUCUCUGAAAACGGAGUGGACAGGGGCGAUGUGGGUGAGGUGGUUUUCAUGUAGAACCACUCUGUAAUCAUUGUACACAAUGGAGGGAGCCGAGAGGAGUCUCAUUUAAUUAGGUGUAAUGUGAAUGUCGAAGUGUGCUGUGUUGGGUCCUUGUGGCCAACUCUGCCAGGAGUGUUUGAUUGAUUCUGUCAAUAAAGAAUUCGACUUCCGUCUUCUCUGCA